Spirometra erinaceieuropaei is the source of this 769-nucleotide messenger RNA. Lineage: Eukaryota; Metazoa; Platyhelminthes; Cestoda; Diphyllobothriidea; Diphyllobothriidae. The record is from the annotation of a GenBank genome assembly.
AUGAAAAAAGAUCUCAGUUCGUCUCUUCGUUACGGUCUCUUCGUCAGCACAAUUCCUGCAGAAACUCAAAGGGGUAAGCCUCCAUCCAAAUGAGAUCAUGGUAUCUUUUGAUGUUACAUCCCUUUUUACUUCUAUUCCCCAAGACCUGGCGAUCGAGACAAUCGAGCUGCUUCUACAAAGCAAAUACGAUGAAACGGAGAAUCGUCGUAGACGCGCCCAAGUCCUUCAGCUCCUGAAGUUCUGUCUCAGGACGUACUUCGACGGGACAAUCUACGAACAGUUGAAGGACACACCAAUGGGCUCGCCGAUUUUGGGUUUCAUUGCCGAGGCGCUCCUGCAACGGUUAGAGUCGCUGGUCUUCCAGCACCACAGACCGAAGUUCUGGGCUCGGUAUGUGGAUGACACCGUCGUCAUUAUCGGCUGCGAUCCACUGCUGACAUUCAAAGAAUGUCUCAAUGCGGUCUUCCCCGACAUACAAUUUACGAUGGAGGAGGAAGAGAAUAACCAGCUGGCCUUCCUGGAUGUCUUCUUAUACCGCAAAGAUUGUGGUGGACUAAAGACCAAAGUGUUCAGGAAAGCGACAAAUACGAUGCAAGUACUGAACUUCAACAGCAACUAUCCAAUCAGUCACAAACGCAGUUGUGUAAGGACGCUCUACCGGUGUGUUGAAACGCACUGCAGUGAGCUGGAAGACAAGAUUGCCGAAUUACAAUACCUCAGACGGGUCUUCAAAGCCAAUGGUUACCCACGCAACUUCGUCAACCGAUGA